Messenger RNA from Cynocephalus volans (Philippine flying lemur), 642 nucleotides. RefSeq names its product RAB39B, member RAS oncogene family (gene RAB39B). The coding region runs from base 1 to 642 and encodes 213 amino acids. Lineage: Eukaryota; Metazoa; Chordata; Mammalia; Dermoptera; Cynocephalidae. Gene Ontology annotation, biological process: vesicle-mediated transport; Rab protein signal transduction. Gene Ontology annotation, molecular function: GTP binding; myosin V binding; GTPase activity. Gene Ontology annotation, cellular component: Golgi apparatus. The record is from RefSeq and is a predicted model, not a curated record. The transcript is spliced from 2 exons.
AUGGAGGCCAUCUGGCUAUACCAGUUCCGGCUCAUUGUUAUCGGGGAUUCCACGGUGGGCAAGUCCUGCCUGAUCCGCCGCUUCACCGAGGGCCGCUUUGCCCAGGUUUCGGACCCCACCGUGGGGGUGGAUUUUUUCUCCCGCUUGGUGGAGAUCGAGCCGGGAAAACGCAUCAAGCUCCAGAUCUGGGAUACCGCGGGUCAAGAGAGGUUCAGAUCCAUCACUCGCGCCUACUACAGGAAUUCAGUAGGCGGUCUUCUCUUAUUUGACAUUACCAACCGCAGGUCCUUCCAGAAUGUCCAUGAGUGGCUAGAAGAGACCAAAGCACACGUUCAGCCCUACCAAAUUGUAUUUGUUCUGGUGGGUCACAAGUGUGACCUGGACACACAGAGGCAAGUGACUCGCCAUGAGGCCGAGAAACUGGCUGCUGCAUAUGGCAUGAAGUACAUUGAAACGUCAGCCCGAGAUGCCAUUAAUGUGGAGAAAGCCUUCACAGACCUGACGAGAGACAUUUAUGAGCUGGUUAAAAGGGGCGAGAUUACAAUUCAGGAGGGCUGGGAAGGGGUGAAGAGUGGAUUCGUGCCAAAUGUGGUUCACUCUUCAGAAGAGGUUGUCAAAUCAGAGAGGAGAUGUUUGUGCUAG